AUGACGGCCAUUACGAACACCGUAAAACUACACCGCGAACUGGGUCUGUGUAGUGCGAUAUGUCUCAUCGUUAACGUGAUGAUCGGUGAGUGUGGUGGCCUAAUGUUAUCCGCGGACUAUCGACAUAGUGAUGUGAUGAUUUAUUUUCCGAUUUUUUUAGGGUCCGGGAUUUUUAUAUCAGCCGGCAACGUUUUAAAAAAUACCGGAUCUGUGGCCAUGUGUCUGGUCAUGUGGACUUCUUGCGGAAUGGUGUCGCUUUUGGGUAAUAUCGCGACCACGUAUUUUUUAUUUUUUCAUUAUUAUUAUUCUCCUUUAUCGAUGUCUAAUAAAAAAAAAAAAAAAAAAACCCCAUACGUUUUCCUCCACAAGUUACUGUAUACUUUAUAUUGUUCCCGUGUACUCUAUACAACGUAUUUAUAGGUGCCUUGUCGUACGCUGAGCUUGCCGGGGUGGUACAAAAGUCUGGUGGAAAUUUCAUGUUCUACCGGACAGCGUACGGCGACAUCCACAAGUUCUGGGGACCGUUACCGAGUUUCGUAUACUCGUUUAUGACCAUAUUAUACACCCGGCCAACUGAAAUGGUCAUCAGCACAAUGACGUUCGCCGAGUACUCAGUUCGGCCGAUUGGGCUGUGGCUGUCCUUGCAACCAGACACGGAGGCCGUUCUGAAAAAAACUCUCACGUUGGCCGCAAUCUGUGAGUGCUCAAAAUAUUAUUAACGUUAAAAUUAUGUCUAAAUAGCGCCUAUCCAAGUGUUUGGAUUAAAUAGUUACAACUGUUUCACAAGAAGUGAAAAAAAAAACAGAUUAGUAAAACCAAUAAAUACCUAUCCUUAUAAAAUCAGAAAGCGAGCAAGUUUUAACCGUUACCGUCAUCAAUCAUAAUAGGCACCAUUACUAUGAUAAACUACAUGAGCGUCAAGUAUUUCGUCAAGGUGCAGUUCGCCGCUACAGUGAGCAAAAUUGCCGCCUGUCUGAUAAUCGUCGGCAGCGGUCUACAUCAAUUGUAUUUAGGUAAUCGUAUCAUUAUUAUAACGUACGCAAUACAAUAUUAAUAUUUAUUACUCCACCAUUCGUCUAUCUACUACUGUUGUAGAUAUUAGGAUUUCUCAACGGGCUAUGAUAAAGUAGAACCGUCAACAUGGGGCAUAACAGUGGUCUGCGGUUAAUCUACCCUCUAGACGCAGCCAAACUGCACGAGUAGGAUAGAAAAACAAGAUAAAAGCAUUCUGAAGUAGGAUACGGUCAAGCGCCAUCUAUAGAUUCUAUAGUUGAUGGCACGUAUGAAUAUUAAUAAGCAACACGAGUAGAUUAUUAUUAUCGAUUGGUAGAUAGUACUGCAGACUCACAGUUUUAAUUACAACAUUUUGAGAACUAGAGAACUUUGAAGUCCCAGCUUCUUUAUACGGUUACAGAAUUGUUAGAUGACCGUACUAACUUCAACCAUCUACUAUGCCUCUGGACCGUAAAAUACCAUACUGGUACCCAUGUACGGUGUCCCUGCGGUUAUUUGGCAUUUAUGUUUAGCCAGAGUCUUUGGCGGAGAUUUAAUUGAAUUUUAGGGGGCCUAUUUAAGCGACGAGCAAAAUAAAAUGAAUAAAGAUGGACAUACUUCGUACGUGGGUGUAGCUAUUGUUGUAUAGGUAGGAAGUCGGGAAUAUAGGAUACACUCCGGAAUUUAAUGUAUAUCUGUAAGAAACGAUAAACCAUUGCUAACGAAAAACCUUUUCUGAGCGGAGUUCAGUUGAUAGUGAUGCUUUGUCAAAAAUAUAUAUAUUUAUGCCAUAUUAUGGUAAAAUAAUUAAAUAGGCGUUAUAUAUUUUCUUUAAUAAUAUUUGUUUAAUAUUAUACCGAUUUCCCCAUUUUUUUUCAGUUUUUCACAUUUGUUGAGACAAUUCCUGGGAAAAUUGAAAAAUAGCUUUUCUAAAGUACCUUUUCAGUCAGAUUUCCUUUCAGAAAAAGUGCUGUUAUUUUAAAUCGGAGCCAAGUUAGUGGUAGAAAAAUUUACAGAACAAAUCGAGAGAUAUUUUGCGAUUAAAAUGGUCCUAACGAGCGAUGGUUUGGGUCUCUGAGCACACCCAAAAUGCAUUAAUUUUUCCUUGUUAGGUAAAAGAAAAAAAAAGAAAUGCAAACAAUUUGUUUGUUCGGGUUUGAACUUCCGAACCCUAGGGUUUUGAAACUUGAAAUUUAACAACAGUUAUUUAACAUAACAUAAUAUAAUACCCGCAUAAUAUCAGAACUUCAAAAAGCUAAAAUUUCGAAACUAUGUCAGUUCACUCAAUUCUUAUUACACUAUCAUUCUCGAAUCGGCGAUAUGCGUAUGUUUUAAACAAAAUAUUGAAAAAUUAGAUUUGUUUCACAUAAUUUUCUACUCAAACGAUUUUUGUCGGAAUUCAAUAUUAAUAAAAAAUAAUAAAAAAAAUAUAUAAAAAAGAAAAAUAAUGCAUUAAACUCAAAUUUGUUUUUUGAACACAAAGUAAGGCUUUUAAUAAACCUUGACUAUUAAAUUUUCAAGCAUUUCUAUCUAGCAAGUUUAACAAUUUCACCACAGAGUACAUACUGAAUAAAAAUGACGUACAAACCUCGUAAAAUUAAAAUGUCUAUAAUUAGCUCAACAAUGACUUGAAUUUUUUGAAAAUUUUACCACGUCUAAAAAAGUAUAAAUAAGUUUUCUGUACUAAUUUUAAGUCUCUAUAAAUAUUUUUAACUGAAUUACAACAAAAAAAAAGCAUUAUUUUCGUAAAUUUUACGUUUUUUUACGUUUUUCCCUUCUAUUAGGAAAACUGUCAUGAAAAUCAAAAAUGAUCUCCUUAAAGUACUACCCCAAGCAAAUUUUCUAUCAAGAAAGAGUCUACUUCCUAUACACUCGAGCAAGAUUUCUGGUAGAAUUUUUGUACACAGUAUACAAAAAAAGAAGAGAAAAAAAAAUUAAACAUUUUUGUUAAACAAAUACAUUCUUUAUUACCCUUAGAAUUUAAAAUCAUCACUUAAAUUUUACCAGUAUACUCAUUCGUUGACCCACAUUUGGAUAAAAUGUUAAAAGCAAUAAAAGUUGCAUUGUAAUUUCUAGGUUAAUAUCAUUUUGGAGGGGUUUAGAAUGAUUAUUUAUUUAUUUUUUAAUAUUAUUAGGGGAAAAUGGAUGAUUAGAGAGAGCUAUGUCCUCUUCCCUAGCUCUCCAAUUUCCACUAAAGUAAAAAUAGAAAUUUAGGGUUAAAUGCGUUCAAAAUAAAUACCUCUUAUACUUGGAUUACGUCUUAAAUAUUGAACAACAACGUCACAAUUUCUUGCUCCUAUUCCUACGCAUUUGUCUGAAUAACAAGGUACUUACAUCCAAUUAAUCUCGUAUGUUCUUAAAGUACCUCCAUUGAGGUCUCUUACCUCCACCCAGUAUCGAUAUCCGUGUUCCCACUUAAAGCAAAUUAAAAAAAUAAUAUAUUCAUUCAUUGUUCACUGUAUGCUCAGUUUUUUUAAUCAUGUUAUUGUAUAGGUACUCAGUUUGAAGUAAAUAUAUAACGCAUUUACAUAAACACACAUAAUUUUAAAGAACAAAAAUAAGUGUUUGAUUUUCGGUUUCACCCUAAAGUGGUUUCUAUAAAAGUCGAAGGAAAUUAAAACAUCUACAAAAAAGCUCCUAUGAAUACUUUGGAACAUCCUUCUGAACAAAAACGCCAAUUUAUUUAAAAAAAUAUGUUAUUUGAGUACAUCAGGAGUUCAUGAGAGACGGUCGUCAGACGUUCAACAGGUGUUUGAUUUUCGUAUUGUAUUGUAAAUAUUUUAUAUUGUUGUUAAUAUCUUACUUGUAGGAAACACACAAACGCUGGCAACUGGUUUCGAAGGUACUUCAUUGACUGUUAGCACUCUUCCCAUAGCCCUUUACAGCGGACUUUGGGCAUUCGAUGGAUGGUAAUACAAUAAUUGUUUUUAUAUUUUGUAUUUUUCUUAUUGUUGAUCCACAUAAUAUUUUUACAGGGGGUCUUCAACCAUGGCUCUCGAGGAAAUAAAAAAUCCACAAAGGUAUACACGAUUCGGCCGUUUAGAUAUAGUUGUCGUUGAUAACUGGCAACUGAAUUUCAUGUUAUUUUUACAGAAAUAUUUUACUGAGUUAUAUACUGGCCGUUCCAUCCGUUACUAUUAUUUAUGUUUUGAUGAAUGUAUCGUAUUUUACGGUCCUGACCAAAUCAGAAAUGGUUUCUUCCUCUGCCGUGGCAGUUGUAAGUUCAUUUUCGUAUCGGUUGUCUCCUCCAACAGUUAAAUCUCGAUGAUAGAUCACGACAAAGAUUAUAAUACUAAAAAUAAACCAAUGUUUUUUUCAGACGUUCGGAAAUCAUGCGCUAGGAAUGUUUAAAUUCAUUGUUCCGCUCGGAGUGGCCAUAUCGACAUUUGGUUCUGCGCUCGCGACUCAAUUUGAAACUACGAGGUCGAUUGGAGUUUUUAUUAUAAAUUUAAUUUCACAGUGCUUUGUAUAAUUUAAACUAAUUUAAAAUAUUAUUAAUUUUUCCUGUCGUAUUAAUAUUUGUCGUCUGUUUUCUAGGCUGUGUUAUGCAGCUAGCCGAGAAGGUCAAAUGUUGGAAGUCUUUUCAUACAUAAGCGUCAAAAGGCUGACACCUGUUCCGGCCGUUCUUUUGCAGGUCAAUAUUUACACGGUUACGAUAAAUUAAUAUCCAUCAGAAAUUUGGACCGAGAAAUUUCAUUGUAAAUCGAAAACUUUAAAAUAAAAGUAUAAUCUUAUCACAUUUAUAUAUUAUACAGGGUAUACUGGCGCUAUUGUUCUGUUUGGCGUCGAAAAACAUCAUUACAUUAAUCGAGUUCGUCAGCUUCCUGGUGUGGAUAUUCUACGGUUGUUCUAUGACGGCACUAUUAGUGAUGCGUUUCACCAAGAAAGAUGUUAAACGUCCGUUUAAAGUGAGCAUAUUUAUAAAACUAUUCGUUUUGUAAUCGUUUUUAAACAUAUUAUUUUAUAACAAUAUAAGAGCCCUUUGAAAAAUUAUCAUGUCGUAAUAUUAAACUCUUGAGCAGGUGCCGAUCAUUAUCCCGAUAUUUGUGCUAGCCAUGUCGGUCAUGUUGUUCCUGACACCCAUAAUCACGCGGGGCAAGCCGCAGUUUCUCUACGCACUAGUGUUCAUUUUGUUUGCCGUAGUAGUUUACAUUCCUUUCGUGUAUCAAAAAAAACGUUUAUCGAUCGUCGGUAUGUAAAUAUCAAAAAUAUUAUAUAUUGUGUUGGCCGUUUAUAAAAAUCGAUUUGUCGCUAGUUUAGGGAUGACGUGAUAGUUAAGAAGCUAGGAUGUGUAGAGAUAUUUAAUUUAUACCUGCGAUCAAUUAUAAACCAUUACUAGCAAAACACUAUUCUGAACGAAGUUUGAUUAUACACGGUUUGAAAGACCCUAAUAUUUACGAUCUUCGUCAAAAUUUGAUUUUAAAACUCUUCUGAAAAAAAUAUCUAUAAAUAGCUCAAAUAUUUUAAAAGUUUUACCACGUCUAAAAAAAGCAAAUAUGAGUUCUGUUAAAAUUUCAAGUCUCUAUAAAUAUUUUCAACUGAAUUACAUUGAAAACACAAAAUUUAAAAUAUUAAAAGAAUUAUUUUCGUAAAUUUCCCCAUUAUUUCUAUAUAUUUUUCUGUUUUGCUUAAUUAGUUAAAAAAACUACUAAAAACGCCUUGUAGGCCACCAACUAUAUUUAAAAUUUGACAAAAAAUAUCUAUUGUUAUAUUUCGAUUGAAAAAUAUUUCUGGUAGAAAACAUAUGUUGCAAAAAUUAAAAACAAUGAAAACGGUAACGCCGCGGCGUGAUGUAAAUAUUUAUCGUUUUACCAGUAAUUUUCUCUCGGAUUUUUCCCAAUUAUUUUGAAAACCUCUUAGGAAAUCAAAAAGCUGUCUUUCUCAAUGCGCCAAAUAGAGAAAAUUACCUUAGAAAAGUUGUUUGCAGAACAAAAAAAAAACACAUCAUAGCAAAACCAAUAGAACCAUCGCUAAACUAUCUAAAAAUAUCUUUAUGAAAACUUAAGUAGUUAUCAAAUUUUUAACUAGUUAAUGCCCAGCUUUUAAUUGAUCGAAAGUCGUCCCACACCAUUGUCACAAGUAUUUUGACAACGCUUUACUCUUUUCCUGUUUAUAUAGUAAAACUGCCAAGUUAUCUGUAUCGUAGCUUAUGUUUUUCUUUUGUUAACAUAACAACAAUCAAAUUGUUAUCGACAUGUAAGUUUUCGGUUAUUUAAUUAAUCUAUACAAAAUUAUUGAAAAAAAAAAUAAUAAUAAUAAUAAAUGACACGCUACGACACAGGUAAAGUGCUGUGAAACACUGCUAUAUUAUAAAAAUUAGAAAAAUGACAAAGAGUUGUCCCACGCAAAACGGUUUUACCAAUCGAAUUGUGCGGUGUGUAUCACGCUAUCCUCUUAACUUGAUCACAGUUUCAUGAGUUUUUUCUUCUUUUAAUUAUGUGUUCAUAGAUUAUCUUACCGAAGCUACGAAAAAUUGCCUGGGAGUCGUACCACCAGAAAAAGAUGAUCCACAUUUACCGGCUGCGGAGAAUAAUCUUGAAAAAUAG
Molecule: messenger RNA, 6539 nt
Organism: Cinara cedri
Lineage: Eukaryota; Metazoa; Arthropoda; Insecta; Hemiptera; Aphididae
Source: the annotation of a GenBank genome assembly